Hevea brasiliensis (rubber tree) is the source of this 1696-nucleotide messenger RNA. RefSeq names its product protein MIZU-KUSSEI 1. The transcript has a single exon. Gene Ontology annotation, biological process: hydrotropism. The record is from RefSeq and is a predicted model, not a curated record. The coding region runs from base 349 to 1143 and encodes 264 amino acids. Lineage: Eukaryota; Viridiplantae; Streptophyta; Magnoliopsida; Malpighiales; Euphorbiaceae.
GUAUUUGAUUAAGAAAUAACGCAAGCCAUUGUCUCCUCAGAUUCUACUGUGGCUCCAUCACCGUUUCAGAAUCUCCUCUCAUGUCUAUUUCCAUCUGCUUCUUUUCUCCUUGUUUCUUGUCUUUAAGCUCCACAAUUCUUUGUUUCUUGUAGAGUUAGGUGGGGCUGUUAACCUUCCUUCUGUCAGGAUUCUCUUUGCUAGGCCCUUUCUCAGUCCCACAAGGCUGACAAAAAGCCUAUAGAAGCAAAGAAUUAAAUCACCUCCCCACAUAACCACAACAUACAAGGAAACAUAACCAAAAUCUCUCUAUCUUACAAGAAUUUUCCGCCUUUAGCCUUUUAUUCCCAGAUGAAGACAAUUAUGGCCAAGACCCCUCAUGACUCUUCUUUCUCUUUCUCCAGGAGAUAUUUCAACUGGAGAAAGAAAGUUGUUGAAGAUGAAGAUGAUGACGAAGAAAUCUUAACUUUCAACUCCUCCUCACAUUUCUCAUGCGGGGAGGAGUUGAAAGACGAGAAACUUAGAAUCACACUGCCCGCUGAAGGGAUGCCUCCUGCAGUGCAAGCACCUAGAAAAAAGCUACCUAUUGUCGCUGUUUCUAAGCUCCGAUCAGCUCUUACUGUUUUCUACAAGGGUCGACCAACCUAUCACUCCGGUUUAGGAACCAAAUUGAUAGGUACCCUUUUUGGGUAUCGUCGAGGUCAUGUCCAUUUUGCAUUUCAAGAGGAUGCCAAACUUAAUCCAGCUUUCUUGAUUGAGCUUGCAACGCCAACUAGUGUAUUAGUCCGGGAAAUGGCUUCUGGAUUAGUGAGAAUUGCUUUAGAAUGUGAAAAGAAGCCGCAGAAGAAAGCAGGGAAGUUGGUGGAGGAGCCUAUAUGGAGGACUUUUUGUAAUGGCAAGAAAUGUGGGUAUGCAAUGAGGCGUGAGUGUGGUCCAGAAGAGUGGAAGGUUUUGAAGGCUGUGGAGCCAAUUUCAAUGGGUGCCGGUGUGCUGCCAGGGAAUGGAGCAGGGUCCGAAGGGGAACUCAUGUACAUGAGAGCCAGGUUUGAGAGAGUUGUUGGGUCAAAAGACUCAGAAGCAUUUUACAUGAUGAAUCCUGAUGGGUCUGGAGGUCCUGAACUCAGUGUUUACUUGCUUAGAGUUUAAUUUUAUGGCCAUUAAGUGGGUAGCAUCAGCAAUCCAUCCAUUUCAUUGGUGAUUUUGUUUAGUGCUUCUGAUCUCCUUUUUAGCUGUUUAGCCAUGGUUUUAAUCAGAAGGAAAGGUCAAGAGGGGUCACUUCACUUCACCGUGUGGCUUUUGUUGUUGUUGUUGUUGUUUUUUUUUUUUUUUUUUUUUUUUUUUUUCAUCUUGGAAAGGUUACUGUGGUAUUAAUGGUAGUUUGUAUCAUGCCCAGUAAUCUCUAGGAUAUUUGGUGAAGCAGUAAUGCUAAUCUGGUAUGGUAGAUGGGUGUGGGGUAUAUUUAUAUAUUGGGUUUUGACUUUUGAUGGCAGAAAGAAAUGGUUUUGCCCUUAUGAAAUUUAUGAUAUUCCAUUUUAGACAAUGGUUCUUUGCUAAGAUGAAAUUGCGUUUGUGAACACUUUUGGUCUGCAUUUAAGGUCCUAAUGGUUCUUGAAUGGUUUCUAGUGCAAUAAAUAUGUAUACAUUUCUCAAUAUGUAAGCUCUCUUAUUUUGAGCAAUGAACAUUUCGCACAUUAUAUUA